Molecule: messenger RNA, 1379 nt
Organism: Camellia sinensis
Lineage: Eukaryota; Viridiplantae; Streptophyta; Magnoliopsida; Ericales; Theaceae
Source: RefSeq, a predicted model, not a curated record
CAAGUGCCCAUUCUUUCUAUAAUAGCCAUCUAAUUCCAUACACUCGUAUAUGUCUUGUUCUGCUACAAAACCACAAGUGCCCAUUCUUUCUAUAAUAGCCAUCUAAUUCCAUACACUCGUAUAUGUCUUGUUCUGCUACUUCAACUUUGACAAUGUCUGGUGAGCAACAGUCUUUCACACUCAAAAUAGAGAAAGAACAUGAACACCGCUCCCAGAGAGUUAAGUCUCUGGAUUUCCAUCCAACAAAGCCAUGGAUUCUAACAAGUUUACAUUCAGGAACAAUAUGUAUCUGGAACUACCAAUCACAAGUUAUAGAGAAAUCUAUCAAUGUUACAGAAUCACCAGUAAGGUCAGCAAAGUUUGUAGCACGUGAGCAAUGGAUUGUUGCAGGAGCUGAUGAUAAGUUUAUUCGCGUAUACAAAUUCAAUUCUGAUGAAAAGAUUAAAGAAUUUGAGGCGCACACAGAUUAUAUCAGAUCCAUAACCGUGCAUCCAACACUUCCAUAUGUGUUGUCAGCAUCUGAUGACACGCUUAUAAAGCUCUGGGACUGGGAGAAGGAUUGGGCGUGCGCUCAAGUCUUUGAGGGACAUAGCCAUUAUGUAAUGCAAGUAGCAUUCAAUCCAAGAGACACCAACACCUUUGCGAGUGCAUCACUUGAUUGCACGGUCAAGAUAUGGGAUCUUGACACACGUACUCCAACUUUCACUCUCGAGGCGCAUUCAAACGGGGUUAAUUGUGUCGAUUUCUUUGCAAAUAGUGAUAAAGCCUAUCUAAUCAGUGGCUCUGAUGAUCAUGAUGUUAAGGUGUGGGACUAUGAGACCAAAACUUGUGUCCAGACGCUAGAAGGCCACACACACAAUGUUACAACAAUAUGUGUUAGUCCAGAAGUUCCCAUUAUUUUUACGGGUUCAGAGGAUGGGACUGUUCAUGCGUGGCAUGCAAUGACUUUCAGGCUUGAAAACUUGCUGAAGUAUGAACUUGGAAGAGUUUGGGCUAUCGGUUGCAUUGAACGUUCACCCAAGAUUGUAAUUGGUUGCGAUGAAGGAACCAUUAUGGUAAAGGUUAUGUGUUCUCACAAUUGGGAUUAUGUGAAUCGUCAGAUUGAGGAGGAAGACUCGAAUGAAUAACCAAGUCGUUAUGUUGAUGCUACGGAGGAAUACUAGAAAGAUUAAUAGCUAUUGUUAAUGCUUUUACUACUACUUCUGUGGUGUGUUUGAAUGAAUAAUUUGUCUAUCUUCCUGGUGGGUGGGAGACUUGAAGAAAUUAUGUUGUCUACUACUACUACUACAAUGGUGUGUUUUGAAGCAAUCUCGAGGAGAGAGAACAUAUCUUGGUCGAAAGAAUUAUACUUGAUUACUAAUUUUACAUAAUUUCUUAGA